AUGAGGAUUAGAGGCAGAGAGAUUCUCCUUACCCAUGAUCGCAACAGAGAUUAUUGAUCGGGUCGGAAACAGAUCCAAUGGUUCGAAAUAAUUUCCAUCCAAUAGUCCAUGCAUUGCCUUCUCAUACCAAAAACAGAGAUUAUUGGAUGAGCAUCCAAAAUGGCAGUAAGAUCGCUUGCCUCUAAAAGCAGAAUCUUGUGCUCUGUCUUCUAUUCUCUCCACAGCCCCUACUCCCAUCUUCGUCCUCACUCUCUCUCCCUUCUCACUCCACUCAAUGCGAACCAGUCAUCACCAGAACUUGUGAAUGAGAUCUCUCGCAUUCUCAGUGACCACAGAAACCCCCAUCAUGACUUGGAGCUUUCUCUCAACACUUACUCUUCAAAGAUAUCUACCGACUUAGUAGAGCAAGUCUUGAAACGCUGCAAGAAUCUUGGAUUCUCUGCGCACAGAUUUUUCCUUUGGGCUAAAAGAAUUCAAGGUUUUGAGCAUAGUGUAGAAAGCUAUCACGUUUUGGUGGAUAUAUUGGGUGCUAGUAAGCAGUUUGCUAUUUUAUGGGAUUUCUUGAUGGAAAUGAGAGAAUGUCGAGAUUUUAAUAUAACCCCACAAACUUUUUGGCUUGUUUUUAGAGCUUAUAGUAGAGCUAAUUUACCAGGUGAUGCAAUUCGUGCUUUUGACAGAAUGGUUGAGUUUGGUUUAAAGCCUGCCAUUGAUGAUCUUGAUCAGUUGUUGUAUGUGUUAUGCAAAAGGAAGCAUGUGAAGGUUGCCCAGCAAUUUUUUGAUAGAGUUAAGCGUCAAUAUGAGCCUAAACUGAAAACUUAUAGCAUUUUGGUCAGGGGAUGGGGUGAUAUUGGCGAGUCAGAGUCAGCAUGUAAGGUGUUUGACGAAAUGCGUGACAAACAAUUUGCGGUGGAUGUGCUUGCUUAUAAUUGCUUGUUAGAGGCUUUUUGCAAGGGAGGAAGAGUCAGUGAAGCCUAUAAGAUGUUUCGAGAAAUGAGUUCAAAUGGAAUUGAGCCAGAUGCUUGUAGUUAUUCGAUUUUCAUUCGUGCGUAUUGUGAGGCAAAUGAUAUUCAUUUGGCUUUCAGAGUGCUUGAUGAAAUGCGGCGAUAUGAUCUCAUGCCUAAUGCGUUCACUUAUAAUUGCAUCAUCAAGAAACUUUGCAAGAAUGACAAGGUAGAAGAGGCUUAUCAACUUUUGAAUGAGAUGAUUGAGAGGGGAGGUAGCCCUGAUGCAUGGAGUUACAAUGCAAUAUUAGCUUAUCAUUGUGAGCAUUCUGAGGUCAAUAGAGCUACUAGGCUGAUCUCUAGAAUGGUGAAAGAUAAUUGCUCACCGGAUCGACAUAGUUAUAACAUGUUGCUCAAACUGCUGAUAAGAGUUGGGAGAUUUGAUAGAGCAACUGAAGUUUGGGAGAGUAUGGCGGAGAGGGGAUUUUGUCCUUCAGUCUCAACAUAUGCUGUUAUGGUUCAUGGUUUGUCCAAGAAACAUGGUAAACUAGAGGAGGCAUGUAAGUACUUUGAGAUGAUGAUUGAUGAAGGAAUACCGCCAUAUUCCUGUACCGUUGAGAUGUUGAGAAACAGGCUAAUAGGGUUAGGAUUGUUGGAUAAUAUAGAGAUACUUGCAGGUAAAAUGGAGCGAAGCACUUCUUGUUCAAUACAAGAGUUGGCAAAUGCAAUGAGAGGCAGUAAGGUCCACUGGAGAUCAAGAAAUGAAGAAACAGAAUUUGAAAGUGACUGAAGUAUUGGGUACCAUCAAUUAAUGAUAUAGGCAUUUUAUAUUUGGGGAGUCAAAUCGUACUUCUCUCUGCUCCUCCCUUGAACCAAAAGGUGAAAAAAUCCAGCUUUCUGGUUUGAUAUCUCCUGCCAAUUGCUUAAUCAUGAUAUUUCUGUAGCAUGGGUAAAUGCCAUAAUAUCUGACUUGUUCAUUUGGGACCUUGUGGGAGAUAGAUGAACUUCUGUGCAAUUAUGUUGCAUUUGUUUAUUCA
Messenger RNA from Hevea brasiliensis (rubber tree), 1978 nucleotides. RefSeq names its product pentatricopeptide repeat-containing protein At1g52640, mitochondrial. Gene Ontology annotation, molecular function: protein binding. The record is from RefSeq and is a predicted model, not a curated record. Gene Ontology annotation, biological process: RNA splicing. The coding region runs from base 160 to 1731 and encodes 523 amino acids. The transcript has a single exon. NCBI's taxonomy places the organism in Eukaryota, Viridiplantae, Streptophyta, Magnoliopsida, Malpighiales, Euphorbiaceae.